AGAGUUGGGCGGCGGAUAUCCGGUUCCUGGAGCAACGAACGGCGGCGGCUGCGGCGGCGACGGCGACGGCGACAGCUACAGCUUCUGAGGAAGCGGUUGCGGAGGAGGAAGAAGAGGAGCUGGGCAAGGCGAGAGCCACAGGCGGGACCCUCGCCAUGGGUCAGCGGACCUAGAGCGGUGGAAGGUACCGGCCGGGAGCCGAGCUGGCCGCUGCUCCUUCUUGUGGCCCCAUGGCUGAGGACUGGCUGGACUGCCCGGCCCUGGGCCCUGGCUGGAAGCGCCGUGAGGUCUUUCGCAAGUCAGGUGCCACCUGUGGACGCUCAGACACCUAUUACCAGAGCCCCACAGGAGACAGGAUCCGAAGCAAAGUUGAGCUGACCCGAUACCUGGGCCCUGCGUGCGAUCUCACCCUCUUUGACUUCAAACAAGGCAUCCUGUGCUAUCCAGCCCCCAAGGCCCAUUCCUUGGCCAUCCCCAGCAGGAAGCGGAAGAAGCCUUCGAAGCCAGCCAAGGCUCAGAAACGUCAGGUUGGACCUUCGAAGAGCGAAGUCAGGAAGGAGGCCCCAAGGGAUGAGACCAAGGCUGAUGCUGGCACAGUCCCAACCUCACUUCCUGCGCCUGGGUGCUGUGAGAACUGUGGAAUCAGCUUUUCAGGGGAUGGAACCCGACGGCAGCGGCUCAAGACUCUGUGCAAGGACUGCCGAGCACAGAGAAUUGCUUUCAACCGGGAGCAGAGGAUGUUUAAGCGUGUGGGCUGCGGGGAGUGUGCGGCCUGCCAGGUAACAGAAGACUGUGGGGCCUGCUCCACCUGCCUUCUGCAGUUGCCCCAUGAUGUGGCCUCGGGGCUGUUCUGCAAGUGUGAGCGAAGACGGUGCCUCCGGAUUGUGGAAAGGGUGAGUCGGGCAGGUGGGGUGGGCCCGAGGCUCACCUGCACUCCUGACCCUCAUAGCCCUGGCCCCAUGCGUCACACCUCCGGCCCCCCACAGAGCCGAGGGUGUGGAGUGUGCCGGGGCUGUCAGACCCGAGAGGACUGUGGCCGUUGUCGAGUCUGCCUUCGCCCUCCCCGCCCUGGUCUCAGGCGCCAGUGGAGGUGCGUCCAGCGGCGUUGCCUGCGGCACCUUGCACACCGCCUCCGCCGCCACCAUCAGCGAUGUCAACGACGCCCUCCCCUAGCUGUGGCUCCCCCUGCUGGUAAACACGGCCACCGCAGGGGAGGCUGCGACUCCAAGGUGGCUCCCCGGCGGCGCCCUCCCCGAACCCAGCCACUGCCUGCACUUCCGCCCUCGCAGCCUCCAGAGUCUCCAGAGCUGCACCCCAGAGCCCUGGCCCCCUCGCCACCUGCUGAAUUCAUCUAUUACUGUGUAGACGAGGACGAGCUACAGCCUUACACGAACCGUCGGCAGAACCGCAAGUGUGGGGCCUGUGCGGCCUGCCUGCGGCGGAUGGACUGUGGCCACUGCGACUUCUGCUGUGAUAAGCCCAAAUUCGGGGGCAGCAACCAGAAGCGCCAGAAGUGUCGUUGGCGCCAGUGCCUGCAGUUUGCUAUGAAGCGGCUGCUGCCAAGUGUCUGGGCAGGUUCCGAGGAUGGCGCCGGGCCACCCGCACCUUACCCGCGUCGAAAGAGGCCUGGCUCUGCUCGAAGGCCCCGUCUGGGUCAGACCCCGAAGCCUCCCUUGGCCACGCCCAUGGCCCAGCCAGACCGUGCCCAGACUCCAGUGAAGCAGGAAGCAGGCAGUGGCUUUGUGCUGCCCCCGCCUGGCACCGACCUCGUGUUCUUACGGGAGGGUGCAAGCAGUCCCGUGCAGGUGCCUGGCCCAGCUCCAGCCUCCACAGCGGCUCUGUUACAGGAGGCCCAGUGCCCUGGCCUGAGUUGGGUCGUGGCCUUACCCCAGGUGAAGCAAGAGAAGGCGGAUGCCCAGGAAGACUGGACACCGGGCACAGCCAUCCUGACUUCUCCUGUAUUGCUGCCUGGCUGCCCCAGCAAGGCAGUAGACCCAGGCCUGCCACCUGUGAAGCAAGAGCCACCUGACCCUGAGGAGGACAAGGAGGAGGAGAACAAGGAUGACCCCACCGCUGACUUGGCCCCAGAGGAAGAGGCAGGAGGGGCUGGCACGCCCGUGAUCACGGAGAUUUUCAGCCUGGGUGGAACCCGCCUCCGGGACACAGCAGUCUGGUUGCCAAGGUCCAAGGACCUUAAAAAACCUGGAGCUAGAAAGCAGUAGACUGGAGGCUUCUGCAGACUGUAGGACUCAAGGUGAUAUUUACAGACCGACUUUAUGAGAGACAACACUGAUCUGCUCAGAGGCUGGACCAUAGAUGGAUUGCCAGGGCUUGUGUGGGAGUCAGUAGGAACUGGGAAAACCUACCACCAAACCAGAGGAGCAGGCCUGUUCAGUACUUUGAGCUUAUAGAGGAAGUAAGCAGAAAAGGAAGGAAAAGAGUAGAAAGUUGGUGCACCUGCUCCAACCGGUGCAAAUCCCAAGAGCCUGAGAAGUGUGGAUAUUAAGGAUGGGGGAGUUGGGAUGGGAUGUAAUUAAAGCCACCUUCAGCCUAAACAAGCCAUCAUCAUAAAUAAUUUUAAAUACAUUUGGAUGAGACCUGGCCGUGACUCUAAACAUUUCCUCAGGGAGACAGCAGUUGGGAAUGUAAUGUGAAUAAAUGAGGAAAGGAACUGCUAUUUGGUGAGUUCCUCCCAUGGACCUAGUUUAGUCCUCAGAAACAUCUUUCUAGAAAGGCAUUGGUUUUGCCCAUUUUUGCAGACAGGAAAACUGAGAUGCAGAGAAACUACAUAACUUGUCCAGUGUCGAACAACUAACAUUGAUAGAGCCUAGAAUCAGACCCAGGUUGUAAAAGCCUUGUCCUAAGUUAAGCCACUAAACUGUUAACUAUAACCUAUAUCUAAUAGUGUGUAAUAAUGUUAUAUUAACGCAAGUUUCCAGUGACCUUGAAAACAAGGUGGAUUACUCUAAGCUUUAUAACAAAUCCCUUAACACUGCUGCCCUUAGGGUGGUUUAGGGAGCACCAAGCCAUUGUGGAUGGUGCCACCUUAUCAGAGCACCCGCAACUCCUGAGACUGGGUUCUUCCCAGGCCUUGGGUGCUGCAUAGGAUCCCUCAAACCCAAAAGGCAUCUUUCCCCAUUGGCGCUGCUUGUCACCGUCACUCCCCGUCCUCAGCCAAAGCAGCCUUCAGAAGUAAAGCUCCUGGCCUGGCUCAUCAUUCCUCACAACUCGAAUCCCCUGUCCCUUGGUGACCUUUGUGCUUGGUUUCUGCUCUCAGCCCCUAUCUACUAGGAGUCCGAGUUCCUGCUUCACGUCCUGCCUAAGGGCCAGUCUUGGCUCAGCCCUGCCUCACUUUCCAAUUCUGCAUAAAGUGCCAAGAAAAUUAGACCUGUGAUUCAUCACUUAGUUAGCUUUACAGUGGCAGGACUGAGUGCAU
Orcinus orca (killer whale) is the source of this 3436-nucleotide messenger RNA. RefSeq names its product methyl-CpG binding domain protein 1 (gene MBD1). NCBI's taxonomy places the organism in Eukaryota, Metazoa, Chordata, Mammalia, Artiodactyla, Delphinidae. Gene Ontology annotation, molecular function: DNA binding; zinc ion binding. The record is from RefSeq and is a predicted model, not a curated record. Bases 231 to 2222 code for a protein of 663 amino acids. The transcript has 16 exons.